AGAUAUAGAAUAAGACAAUUAUUACAGAAACAGGAAUAGUUCAAGUAAUGGUUUGACAAAGUAGAACAUAUCAGAGAAGUCCUGGAUAAUGGAUACUGGAGCUCUCUGAGUAAGGGUCAGCACAGUGAAGACAGAUUGCAGUGGGUUAAAAGAAUAAAUGAUGAGGAAAUGGAGGCAGUGGGUGUGGGCAGUUCAAAGGAAAAGAAAAACAGAAUUUUUCUUGAGUCAGGCAAAGGUUUUGUCCAAAUAAUAGAGACCUAAGACAGCUGGGGGUAGGAAGGAGUAAGUUGAUGAGAGAAAUGAUGCAUCAAUAGUGACUAUCUUGAGAGAAGGACAGUGCACCAACAGCAGGAAGGAAGGGCAGGUACAGGAGCACAGGCUGGGGACAUGCUUCUUUCUGUGAAGUUGCAGGCGUGGGGGCCUGAAAAUCUGAAGCAUUGAGGGGUCACACGCACAUGGUGAGGGAGAUCCAAAACAGUGCACCUGGGAGGUGGGAGUACUGACCCCAGGGCCUCCAUCUUAGACAUAAACUAGCAGGAACCACCCCUUCCCAAGCAUCAGGGGCUCACAGAAGUGGAAGCAAGGAAUUUCCAGAGGUGGAAAUUCCCAGGACUGUGGUUGAUCAAACUGGAUACACUUUGUCCUUGAAGUGAGGCACUGAAAAAUGUUAACUUCCAAGUUUUGUAUGUGCUACUGGGUUUGUGACCGUUCUCCUCAAAUGAUCAGUUGGGCCAUCUCUGGGGAACAGUGCCAGGUGUGCUGACCUCAAAAGGCAGGAUGUGCACUAAGCAGGUGGACAGGUCUUCACAGUACUGCCAUUUUCUUCCUCAUUGAUUCACUCAGUGAUUUAUUCAAGGAGUUUAUUCAGCUUUGUUGGAGACUUACUAAUGUGCAACCUCUCCUCAGAGGCCCACCCCCUAAAGUAGGGGACUGACACACUCCUGACCUGCAGGCUAGUCCCCUUCAGAGGCUUUAUUUACUUUGCUGUCUCCCUAGGCUCUCUGUCCUCUUCCAGCCCAUGCUGCCUGUGAACAUUUUGCCUGAACAGUAGAAGUUCCACGCUCCCUAGUAGUCCCACCUCUCUACUGCUGAGAAAGGGUGCUUGGGCUUCUGUAAAGGGCUAUGGGAGAUGAUAAUGUCCAUCUUCUCCACUAAGAUGAAAACACAGCUGCCAAAUUGGUAGGAGCUCCCCACCCCCCUUUCAGAAGGGGCUGUUGGCAGGGUGGGGGAAGGGCUGGAGAAAUUGGAUGAUGGAGGUGGACAAGGUUGGGGGAGGACGUCACAUUUUAUUAAUGUCCACUGCCUCCCUCCUCCACUGUCACCCCCUUCAGACUCAGGGACUGGUGGCUUUGGGUGGGGAGAGAACCCCCGCUCCCCUCUUUAUCUUCCUGCCCAGAUGCCCAAAUAUUUCUGGGUCUCUGGAGAAAAAAGACCCCUCACCCUGCCCCAGGCGCCAGGCUGCCAGCCCAUCUGCUGAGGAGUAAGGAGGGGCAGAGUGUUUUCCAGGAGAUCCUGGAGAAUGGAUUGGAAGAUCAGAUCUGUGUUCCCAGGGAGACCCAUCUACCAGACUUAGAAGGCAUUUCGGCUUAGAGGGGUACCAGCAGCCUGGUGCUCAACACCGGAGCGGUCUGGGGCCGAGGUGCUAGGGUUGCCACAGCGGGGCGGGAUCCUUUGGCCCUCACGUGUAGAGGCAGGCCGAACUGCUCAUCGGUGCCCACCCGCCUCAGGAUGGUAGGAACAUCUCCCUCACUGCGCCCAGUCUCACCGGCUAGGAGGCGCCAGGGCCCCCCCGGGGCGGGGGCGGGCCAGGGAAGGUAAUGUAAUUCCGACCCAGCUAACCCGAUUAUGGCGGCCUGCACCGGGCUGGGCGGCGGCGGGGGCGGGUCUAAGGCGCAGGGACCCCCCCCCACCGGUCGGGGGUCCCAUCCCGGGGAGGGACGCAGAGUUCACACACUUCCAGCUCCUGGGUCCGCGGCCAGAGGUCACAAGGUCACCGAGCGGCUUGGGGCUCUCCCUGCCUCAGUUCUCUGAUAUGCUCCAGGCAGUUGCUGGGGCUUGGGUGGGGUGAAGUGUCUAUGGGAAAUGAGGCGGCUAGAAUCCUCCGAAAGCUUCAGUGAGGUUCCACGUGUCGCCUAUAGCGAUUUUGACCCCACGUCUUUGAGGGGCGGGGUGUGUGUGUGCGAGAAAAGACUUACGAGGUGCAGAGUGGAAGGGUAGAGUCCCGCGCUCGUGGGCCUGUGUCAGGGGCAGAACGCCAGCCCCAAACUGAGUUCGCCCGGGUUGAGCCACCCGUCCGCUUUACACCGGUUUCCGAAAAUCGAAAUUCUAAGAAACACAGGGCACAGGUUACUGGCUCUAGCAGAAAGAGUAAGGGGCCCUACGGCAGAGGCUGUAGGUGCACCGGGAUCGCUGGCCCUCAGUGUGUCGCCCGCCCUAGCCCGCUGGACGCGCCUUGGUACCCUCUUCCCACACCUGUCCUCUUCCCGGGCCUCCAGUUCGCUGGCGCCGUUCCCCAACCGCUUUUCAUGGCAGCCAGGAAGCCACAACGAGAUUUGGUCUUCGAAGGCACUUGGGCGGGGGCCACAACGAAUCCGGGGGUCGGCAGGCAGGACCCAUCGAGAGGCGAAGAUUGGGGACUGUGAGAGGAGGCACCCGUGAGGAAGCGGGCGAGACGAAGGAAGCCCAAAGGCGGAGGCCGGCGAGGAUGGAGUUCCGUGUGCAUCUCGGCUGACUCAGCGAGCAACAGCGCGAGUUGUAGCCCCUCCCGUGCUGAGCCUGGUUCCUAACACCCUCGCGACCAUCCCCGCCCGUCAGUCUUUCCCGUGCUUGGCGCAAACAGGCGUCUCUUCCCCUUUAACGGACCCAGCCCCGCCCCUGCCCUAUUCCCAGCCCUCACUGCCCACCGAGGCUGAUCUGUCAGUCAUUGCCCCAGCCCCAGCCUGCCAACCCUCUCCACCCCAGACUCCAGCAGAGGCCCCGGCAGCCCAGCGUCCAUCCGCGCUUCAGACCCAGCAAGGGUGCUCUUGGGGCCCCGGCGGGUCGCGCUCCCCCGGGAUGCGAGUCCCUGUGCCGAGGCCCGGCAGAAGCCGGCACUGGCACAGCUACUCCCGGUGCGCAGGGAUGAAGCUGUACUGGGGUCCCCGGCGCCUCGCUGCAGCCAACUCCGCUGGCCCCUGAAGCCGCCGCCCCGAGCGCUCCGCAGCUGGGCUCCCAGAGCUGCCUGGGAAGCCAUCCCCAGCAGCCGAACAUCCCGCGGUCUUCCCGAUCCGGCCCCAUGGAUCCGGCGGUGCUGGCUUCGCACAACCUCCCGCACCACGAGCCGAUCAGCUUUGGCAUCGAUCAGAUCCUGAGCUGCCCGGAACCCCCCGGGAGCGGCCUAGGCCCCGGUCGCACGGGCCAGGGCCAUGGGGAGAGUGCGGCUUUCUCGGGUGGCUUUCACGGAGCCACGAGCUAUGGCUCCGCGGGCUCGCUGGCCCCGCUACCCGGCAGCUCCGGCGUGGGCCCGGGCGGCGUGAUCCGCGUCCCGGCACACCGCCCUCUGCCAGUGCCACCGCCCGCGGGAGGCGCGCCUGCGGUGCCUGGACCCUCGGGCUUGGGCGGCGCCGGGGGCCUAGCGGGACUCACCUUCCCCUGGAUGGACAGCGGCCGCCGUUUUGCCAAGGACCGGCUCACGGCCGCGCUCUCGCCCUUCUCCGGGACGCGCCGCAUAGGCCACCCCUACCAAAACCGGACCCCCCCGAAGCGGAAGAAGCCGCGCACAUCCUUCUCCCGCUCGCAGGUGCUGGAACUGGAGCGCCGCUUCCUGCGCCAGAAGUACCUGGCUUCGGCCGAGAGAGCGGCGCUGGCCAAGGCCCUGCGCAUGACCGACGCACAGGUCAAGACGUGGUUCCAGAAUCGGCGCACAAAGUGGCGGCGCCAAACGGCGGAAGAGCGCGAGGCGGAGAGGCACCGCGCGGGCCGGUUGCUCCUGCACCUGCAGCAGGACGCGCUGCCGCGGCCGCUGCGGCCGCCGCUGCCCCCGGACCCGCUCUGCCUGCACAACUCGUCGCUCUUCGCGCUGCAGAAUCUGCAGCCCUGGGCAGAGGACAACAAGGUGGCUUCCGUGUCCGGGCUCGCCUCGGUGGUGUGAGCGGCGCCUGCCCCACCGGCCGAGCUCUCUUUUCCGGACCGAGGUGCCUCGUGGAGCACCGGGCCCAGGGCCUCGGAGGGCGCGGCUGCCCACGAGUGGACCGGUGGCAGCGGAGCGUGUGAGGAGGAGCUGGCCUUAGAGGCUACUGUCCAGGGCUUCUCGGCCCCAGCGGGCUCCCAGGCCAGCGUUGCGCUGUUGCUUGGCGCGCUAAGAUGCAGCCUUUCCCGCCAUUUUUCACUAUUGCUCUGUAGCUGGAACCUGAGGCGUCGAGAAGGCGGGACCAACCGUACGGUAGCCAAUGAGGUGAGGGGAGGUGGCAGGCUGGCCAAUGGGAGUGCUCUCCUUAGGGACUCCGGAUUCUUCGGCGGAUGGGUCGGAGCUGGGGUUUGGAGGGCCCGAGCAGGUUAAAGGUGGUGCUGGGAUGGGACUGUGGCAGCCCUCACUGGCUGGGUCUGUACCAAAGUUAUGAAGGAAGGAAGAUGCCAACGGCAGCGGAGCAAGAGUUUGACUGACUGUGUCAGGAACCAGGUUUUACAUGCUAGGCAUCUCACUCUUCAGCUGUAAAAUAAUCUCUAAGGAUUCCUUCCUGA
Molecule: messenger RNA, 4719 nt
Organism: Manis pentadactyla (Chinese pangolin)
Lineage: Eukaryota; Metazoa; Chordata; Mammalia; Pholidota; Manidae
Gene: TLX2
Product: T cell leukemia homeobox 2
Exons: 3
Coding region: 3275-4129 (284 amino acids)
Biological process (GO): regulation of transcription by RNA polymerase II; animal organ development
Cellular component (GO): nucleus
Molecular function (GO): RNA polymerase II cis-regulatory region sequence-specific DNA binding; DNA-binding transcription factor activity, RNA polymerase II-specific
Source: RefSeq, a predicted model, not a curated record